Acanthaster planci (crown-of-thorns starfish) is the source of this 4040-nucleotide messenger RNA. RefSeq names its product rho-related BTB domain-containing protein 1-like. Gene Ontology annotation, molecular function: GTPase activity; protein binding; GTP binding. The record is from RefSeq and is a predicted model, not a curated record. NCBI's taxonomy places the organism in Eukaryota, Metazoa, Echinodermata, Asteroidea, Valvatida, Acanthasteridae. Gene Ontology annotation, biological process: small GTPase-mediated signal transduction.
CAGAUCAACGUCUUCGUAACACAUAUACAUAGAAAUCAUUUUCAUAUGGCACUAAGUUUGACAGCUGAUCGUUGACUGUCCUUCCCGUUCAACGAGUGACAAAUUUACUGACAUUUUGCGGCGUGGAUGAUGUCUGUGGGUCUUUCCCAAUCUUUGCAGCACGACAAAGAGUAAACGUCUUCGUUGGAAGACGGGGCAGUUCAGUGGUCAGGGAAACCUGCAGUGAUGCACGUAGCAAGGUAGACAAGAUUCUGGCUUUCUGUCUGCCACUGGGUUGGAGGCGAAAUCUUUGUCUGCCGCAAUGUUAAAUUCUGAAAAGUGGAAAGCACUACUGGAGUGUUUCUGCUAAGUCUUUUUACGAUAAGUUUGGACGGUGCUGUGAGUUUUAUCCAGCUGUCUGAGGGCCAUGCAGUGGAACCCUAUAGAUGCCGGCCCCGCCUAACCAUGGACAACGAGCUUCCCCGUCAGGAACUGGUCAAGUGCGUAGUGGUAGGAGACAGCUCCACGGGCAAGACGCGCCUGAUCGUUGCCCGGGCGACCAAGCGGGCCAUGACCCGGGCUCAGCUCUUCCAGACUCACAAGCCUUCUGUCUGGGCCAUUGAUCAGUAUCACCGCUGCCAAGAGGUGCUGGAGAACUCUUGGGAGGUGAUAGAUGGAGUCAGCGUGUCGCUGCGACUGUGGGACACAUUUGGCGACCACGAGAAGGACCGGCGCUUUGCCUAUGGCAGAGCUGACGUUGUCCUCUUGCUCUUCUCGGUUGCCGAUGCCGUCUCCCUCCACAACACCACCCGUGUUUGGCUACCAGAGAUUCGCCACUUCUGCCCGCGCGCUCCCAUCAUCCUGUGUGGCACGAAGAACGACCUGCGCUACGCCGACCUAGAAGCCCUGCUCAAGGAACGAGGGCCCGUCAGCCACCAGUGCACCAGGCACCGACCUUUUGACCCCAAAGGGAUAGUUUCCCCCUCGGAGGGCAGGCUCAUUGCCAAGGAGAUCAACGCCUUCUAUUACGAGUCCAGUGCCUACACACUGUAUGGCGUGGAUGAGGUGUUCGACAACGUGGUCCGGGCAGCCCUGAUCGCCAGGCGACAUCACCGCUUCUGGCAGUCCAACCUUAAGAAGGUUCAGAGUCCCCUCCCUCAAGCCCCCUACUUGCCCCCCUGCCCCAGCGAGCCACGUAUCGUGGUGCCGCCGUCCACCUACAAUAACGACAUCUCCAGUCUGUUGAAGGACCUGACGUGCGCGGACGUGACCUUCGUGGUUCAGGGUGAAUACAUUCACGCUCAUAAGGUGUGCCUCAUAGCAGCCUCAUCCGUCUUCCACGAUCUCUUUAUGUUGGACCUCUCGGACCAGCUGGACAGUUCAUCAUCCUCCCAGGAUCCAGAAGGGCAGUCCUAUGACCCUGGCCAGCAGCAGCACUGGUCCAGCCCCGUGCCCGUGCCCCAGCAGCACAUGUCCACCUCGCCGGACAUCAUCGAGACCCCUCCCGACAACUCAGAGCAUCACCGCCUCCCUCAAGCCCACCCGCACCACCAGCGAAGCAACUGCGACAGAGACCACACCUCCUUGCUGGAGGAUGGCUGCCUGAGUUUUUCGCCUAACGGCAACACCUGCCUGAUCUCGGUCCGCCCCAAGACCAGGGCCCUACCCACCGGGGAGACGCCAUCCCCACCCCAGCUCUCGGACCCGUCGGAUUUCGAGGACUCCAUUGAGGGGGACGAGGGCUUGACCAGCCUGACCGUAGUGCCUGCCAGCCUGCGCUACCUCCCCAGCAAGGUCCUGAGCCACCCGGCCUUCCACUCCAUCCACCUGCAACAGGCCGAGGACCCCAUCACGGGCCGGCCCAAGCUACGCAGCGUGGUGGUGCUGAACUACAAGAUCACGCCCGAGGCCUUCCGUGCCGUGCUGGGGUUCCUGUACCUUGGUUCCCUCAGCCCCGAGAAGUACACCAACCUGAGCGACGUGAUCACGGCGGCCUCACUGCUGGACCUAUCCGACUUGGUGUCAGCCAUCGCAAACAUAAAGCAUCAGGAAGAGUACAUGAAUCUGGAGAUUGCUGAAGCCUUCUUGGAGAAUCGGAGAGACCGAUUCAGGGAGCUGUUUGCAGACAAAGGAUUCCUCUCAGAUAUGGUGAUCAAGUUGGACGACGGUGCCGUGGUGACCCACCGGAGCCUGCUGAUGGUGCGCUGCGACCCUAUGCUUGCCAUGUUAAGCAGGCACUUCAAGGAGCGACCCUGCCAAGAGGUCAUCCUGCAGGGAUUCAGGAAGAGUACCUUCAAGGCGGUGCUGGUCUACCUGUACACGGACCAGUGCCCGGAGCAGCUGACCCGCAGCGAGAUGCUGUCCGUCAUCGAGCUGGCCAACUUCCUGUGCCUGCCCCGCCUGGUGGCGCUGGCCGAGCAGUGCCUGGUGCUCAGCUUCCGGGAGGAGGCGGCCGAAAAGGACGGGGACAUCGGGGAGAACGUUUCCCACCUGCUGGAUACGUGCAAGGUACACAACGCCAACCAGCUCUACCACUGGUGCAUCCACCACAUGGCCAUCCACUACGACGCCAUCAGCAAGAAGCACCCACGCCUGCUUCGCGACAUCAGCCAGGAGGCGUGCAAGGAGAUCCACUGCCAGCGGUGGCCGCCGCUCUACUACCUGAACGAGAUCGAGGAGUACGAGCAGCAGCAGCGGGAGAAGAAGCGGCUGGCCGACCGCAGCAAGAAACACAAAUGGUGUCUCAAGUGAGGAUGACGCGCAUCCCCACCCUCUCCACUGCAGGACGUCUUUUUUUCCGCACAUCGCUCGGGCAUCAUCUGAUAAUGUCUCCACCGUAUUAAAGUCUGUAAAGUCAUUGGCUACAUUUUGGUGUAUUACGGUCCUGAGCCUACAAACAGCAGGAGUCAGGCCCAUGGGUAAGCGAGAGCAUACCUGUAGUCUGGAUCAGUCUGGGAACACACCUCUACAUCGCGCAGUUAUUUCAGGAUGGCAGAAAGUAAAUGCUUAGGGCCUGUUUGUUUCACACUGAUUUGGAUCACGAUCAGUGAUCCCAUAUAUUAGGUAGGUUCUGUUGUAAGUGAACCAACAUUAGAUCACUGAUCACGAUCCGAAUCCGCAUGAAAUGUACAGGACCACAGUUGAUCACUUGAUGUGAUUGGAGAGCAUUAGCUCAUGCAAAUAUUUUCCUGCACCCGUGAGUAUGAAGAGUAGCCCACAUAAACGCAGCCUUAGAUUUCUCACUUUGUCUUGAGUGGUUUGAGGAUCUGUGCUUAGAGAGGGUCGCGGAUUAAGGUCAGUUUAUGACGCCAUUUUGUGUCCAUAGUGGUGGCUUGUGGUAUGUAGCAUUGCACUGAUCAAUCAGGAAAAUGAGAAAUGAAAGACAAAUGUUGAAGGAUUGAUUGUUUCGUAUGCAGAAUGCACACUUGUCUGUGGAUGCACGGCUGACUUUAUGACCAAAAUGGCUUCCAGUCUAAAGUUGUCGCAACUCUUUCCAUGCACGUCUUCAUUGAUUCAGAAUACAUGUUGCCUGCUCAGAGGUUACCAUAGCCUGAUGGGAAGAGACAGAUCAGAUCGAUCACUGCAGAUGAGAUUGAUAACUGCCGAUCAGAUUUUAUUUUGGCUGCCAAUCUGGUCUUGUAAAAGCUUGAAAUAAAAGAAAAAAUUCUUUGACUUAUAAACACCAAUAUGCUAAAUUGGCCUUAUCAAGUCUAACAAACUAUAUAGGCCAGGGCGGACAUCCAGGACAUUCACAAAAUCAUGGGUAGCAACCACACCGCACCGAUGGAAACAACUGCAAUGAGCACGCGCAUACGUACCGAUCAAAGAAAAGAUUGAGUAGCUUGAUCCUCUGACUGGCUGGUUAGUGCGUGUCACCAUGGUCGCUGUUGUUUUCACCAGCAUGGUGUGGUUGCUACCCACCAUUAACCACUUCCUGCCAGGGAUUCCGGUACCGGAAACGUAUUCUUUGUAUGCAUGGCUUUGGUCUCCAAAUUGGACAAAGGGAACUGGGCCUUGUAACAAAAGACCGUACUCGGAACAAAAGACCAGGCUGCUGGGAA